AUGCUCAAGAGCUAUAGACUAACAUCUUGACUAACUGUCCAGAAGAAUUGUUUUAGGACAAAAACGGGCCUAAUGGCUUUAUAUCCGCUGUGGAGCUGCUACUAUGUUCUGCCUACCAGGCAUAUAAAUACCUGUCUGGUAGCCGGCAAAAGAACUAUAGACUUCAGCACACUCCAGCACACUUCCACAUCGUUCAAUUAACAAGAGGUUCAUCUUUCACACUCGGUUAAAUCAACCAAAUAUCACUAUGCGCGUUUUCGUUACCGGUGCCGCAGGUUUUAUCGGCCAAGCGAUUGUGGACGACCUCCUCGAGGCCGGCCACACCGUCGUCGGCCUUGCCCGUUCCGAAUCUUCAGCCAAAUGGCUACAAAGUAAAGGCGUCGAUGUGAUCAAUGGGUCGAUCGAAGACACCGAAAUCCUCAAGCGUGGCGCAUCCGAAUCAGAUGGCGUUAUCCACCUUGCCUUCGACCAUGACUUCACCAAAUUCGCAGAGAACGUCAGGGUCAAUAAUGAAGCUGUCCUCGCUCUCGGUGCUGCCCUUGCCGGAUCCAAUCGUCCGCUGGUGAUAGCUUCCGGCACAGUGAUGCUUCAGAGCUGUCCGAUUGCCACGGAAGAUUCAGGUGCGGACUUGAGCAACCCGAUCAAUAUCCGCGCCGCUACCGAAGAUGAGGUCUCGAAGCUUGCCAGCCAGGGCGUGCGCGGAUCUGCUGUUCGUCUCCCACCCACUGUCCACGGUGACGGUGACCACGGAUUUAUCUAUAUGAUUGGUCAGGUGGCGCGCGCAAAGGGCCAAUCUGUCUUCGUUGGUGAUGGACACAACCGCUGGCCAGCUGUCCACCGCACCGACGCGGCUCGUCUGUUCCGCUUGGCCUUGGAAAAUGGUACUGCCGGCGCGAGAUACCAUGCUGUUGGUGAAGAGGGAGUUGCGAUGAAAGAUAUCGCCGGAGCUCUUGGGCAAGCGUUGGGGGUUCCGACGGUCUCUAAAACACGCGAGGAGGCUUCUAAGCAUUUCGAUGGUUUCAUGGCCAAUGUUGUUAGCAUAGAUAACCCGUCCUCGAGCAAGAAGACCCAGGAGCAGCUCGGAUGGACGCCGUCGGGACGGACUCUUCUCGAGGACAUCAAGGCGGGAGUGUAUACCAAUUGAGCAUUGUGGUGAAGCUAGUGCGAUAGUUUCAAGUUUUACCUUUUAUUAUUAUUAGUUAAUUGAAGUGGAAAUACA
Molecule: messenger RNA, 1219 nt
Organism: Paecilomyces variotii
Lineage: Eukaryota; Fungi; Ascomycota; Eurotiomycetes; Eurotiales; Thermoascaceae
Exons: 1
Coding region: 248-1144 (298 amino acids)
Source: RefSeq, a predicted model, not a curated record